This is a messenger RNA of Sipha flava (yellow sugarcane aphid), 1277 nucleotides long. RefSeq names its product THO complex subunit 4-like. Gene Ontology annotation, cellular component: nucleus. The transcript is spliced from 5 exons. The record is from RefSeq and is a predicted model, not a curated record. Gene Ontology annotation, biological process: mRNA export from nucleus. The coding region runs from base 448 to 1215 and encodes 255 amino acids. Lineage: Eukaryota; Metazoa; Arthropoda; Insecta; Hemiptera; Aphididae. Gene Ontology annotation, molecular function: mRNA binding.
UUGAAAAUCUACUUAAUAGUUAGUUGUAUUCAAUGGGCUAAAAUAUAAUGACAGUUGAUGAAUUUCACUGGAUAUAAACUAUAAUAUAAUACACAUAUAAAUCCAAUAAUGCACACUCUUAAGUCUUUUUAUCUUUGGAAAUCUUCUUUUUGUCUAAUGAUUUGCUACAAGCAUGUUUUUUUACUAAUGGAUCAUCACGUUUCGGAUGUUUGUUUAUUUCACACUCACUCAUCGUUCAGUGUAUCUAUAGAAAACGCAGUGUAAUACAAUCAUAAUACAUUUCGUUUGUUUUUUGUGUGUGCCGGCCAUUUUUUUGAUUAACGCUCUCCUAACGUAGUCUCGUACAUUUCUGUUUCUGAAUCUGCUCGUAUUAUCCAUAUCCUACGUAUUCAAACGUUGUACGAUCUGUUUGUAAAUUUAUGAUUUGGAAUUUUAUAUCUGUUCAAAAUGGAUGUGAGUUUGGACGACUUGAUCAAAAACAAAAGGUCGUCAUCCCGUGGAGGACGUUGUGGGGGCGAAAGACAAGGCGGCUCCAGAGGUUUCAGUGGCGGUAAACGCGGUGGCGGAACAUCGUAUUUCCGAUCAAAUGACGCAGGUGGAAGUGGUGGCGGUCCUAUGCGCAAAGGAAGAUUCAUGGCAAGGCAUUUCAAUGGAUUUACUCCUUACUCGAAGGGCGAUGUAAAUGCAUUAUGGACCCAUGAUAUGUAUGAAGGACCUAAAAGACAGCAAAUUAGAGAUGGUCUUUCUGUUACUAAUAUUCAUAAAAUUAUUAUAUCAAACUUGGAUUUUGGAGUUACAUCUACAGAUAUACAGGAGCUAUUCAAUGAUUUUGGUCCAUUGAAAACUGCAACAGUUUAUUAUGAUAGAUUUAGUAGAUCUUUGGGAACAGCUGAUGUUGUAUUUCACAGUAAAAAUGCCGCAUUAAAAGCAGUACGUCAAUAUAACAAUAUACUGCUUGAUGGUCGCCAUAUGAAAAUUGAACUUGCAAUUGAUUUAUCGACUGUUGCCAACCUUACUACUCGUCUUAGUAGACCAGCUUUAUUGUCUGUACGAUAUAUUCGUGGAGUAAGAUGUAACUGGGACAAACGUGAUAAUAUUCGUGGUAACUCCAGAGGACGUGGUCGUCGAGGUGGCAGGAAACGCGAAAAAAAAAUGCCAAACAAAGAUGAAUUAGAUGCACAACUUGAUAGCUUUAUCAAAAGCAACAAUAAUUGAUUUCAUAUUUAUGUUUUUGACUUUUAUUAUAUUUUUAAGUAAACUAAUGUUCGACAGUUUAA